Messenger RNA from Xiphias gladius (swordfish), 2948 nucleotides. Its product is annotated as differentially expressed in FDCP 6 homolog. Gene Ontology annotation, cellular component: cytoplasm; nucleus. The transcript is spliced from 14 exons. Lineage: Eukaryota; Metazoa; Chordata; Actinopteri; Istiophoriformes; Xiphiidae. The coding region runs from base 399 to 2318 and encodes 639 amino acids. The record is from RefSeq and is a predicted model, not a curated record.
GAGCAGUGUCCCUCCACUGAGGAAAACCGUGAGAUAGGAAAAUGAAAAAGCUAGUGAGUGGACCUUGAGUUGAUGGAGAUGUUUGUCCUGACAGGCCUGGGGCUAGGAUAGCCAUUUAGUGUUGACACUACUUCAUUUCAAUUAGUCGUUUAACGUAAUUUCUCUGAAGCGCUCCACAUAUUGUGAGAUGUUGGUGAUUCAAAGGGCUGGAACCAGACAACUGUAGGCUAGCAGACGUCCAGCAGGUGUCGCUGCCAGCAGUCUGGUAAAGCCCAUGCCUGCCUGACAGCAGCAACACAGUGUGGGUGUCUGCCUGUCACCCAGGGGCCCCUUGUCAACAGCAGAGGGAAGAAGAAGAGACUUAGAGGAGGAAACCAGAAAGUAACACUGCUGCAGAAAUGGACCUGCGGUCUGAGCUGCUCAAGUCCAUUUGGUACGGCUUCACAGCCCUGGAUCUGGAGAAGAGUGGUAAGGUUUCCAAGUCUCAGCUGAAGGUAUUGUCCCACAACCUGUGCACAGUCCUGUGUAUCCCACAUGACCCAGUUGCUUUGGAGGAGCACUUUAGGGAUGAUGAUGAUGGCCCAGUUUCUAGUCAGGGUUAUAUGCCUUAUCUCAACAAAUACAUCCUGGAUAAGGUUGUGGAAGGCUCUUUUAAUAAGGAAAACGUAGAUGAGCUCUGUUGGACUCUUACGGCAAAGAAAAACUACCAGACGGACAAAAACAGCAACACUGUUCUGCCAGAGAGGGAUGCUUUUCGGCUUUGGUGUCUUUUUAAUUUUCUGUCUGAGGACAAAUACCCUCUGGUUAUGGUCCCUGAUGAGGUGGAGUACCUCCUCAAGAAGAUAUGCAUGGCUAUGAGUAUUGAGUUCAACUGUGUUGAAUUAGAGGACUUCUUCUCCCAGGACUCAGUGCAGCAGAGUGGCAUUACUGUUUGGGUUUUUCUGGAGAUGAUGAACUCAGGAAAGACAACCAGAGGAAUUGAUAAGAGCAUAAUCAGCAUGGCUAUAGAGGAAGUAUACAGGGAGAUAGUUGGUGAUGUCCUCAAGGAGGGUUAUCUGUGGAAAAAAGGCCAGCUAAGGAGAAACUGGAAGGAACGCUGGUUCACCUUAAGGCCGAGCAACUUGUCCUACUACACAGGGGAGGACCGCAAGGACUGCCAGGGCAACAUAGCCCUGGAUGGGAACUGCUGUGUGGAGGAAGUAGACGAUGAUCAAAUAUUGUUUGGUCGUUCAAAAUGGAUCAAAAACGUCCUUUUCCCAGUGUUGCCGGACCGAGAUGGGAAGAGGUGCAUGUUUUGUCUUAAAACCCUCUCCAAGACUUAUGAGAUGAGCGCCUCAGACACCAAACAGAGACAGGAGUGGACUACAGCCAUUCAAACAGCUAUCAGGCUGCACGUGGAGGGGAAAAACUCCCUCCACAAAGAUCUGAAGCUGAAGCGGCGCGAACAGCGUGAGCAGCGGGAAAAGAGACGACAGGCCAAGGAGGAGGAGCUACAGAGGCUUCGGGCCCUGCAGGAGGAACGGGAGCGUAAGCUGGCGGAGCUGGAGCUCCUGAAGGAGGCGCAAAAGCAGGCUCAGGCCCUCCUGGAGCAGGACGAGCAGAGGAGGCGCCAGCAGCAUGAGCAGCUCCAGCAGGCCCUGGAGAUCCAGCUGAGAGAGGCUGAAGAAGCCCGGGUCAGUAUGCAGGCAGAGAUGGCUCUGAAAGAGGAGGAAGCAGAGAGGCAGAGGAAGCGGAUCCAGGAGCUGGAGGAGAUGCAGAAGCGUUUAGAGGAGGCGCUGCAGCAGGAGAUCAAAGCCAGGCUGGAUGAGGAGGCCUUCCGCUACGCUCAAACAGGGUUAUUGGCUGAAGAGGAGGAGAAAAUGAAGGCACUGAUGGCCCUGCAGGAGGAGCAGGAGGAGUACAUCCUGAAGACACAGAGGGAGAAGCAGGAGCUCAAGCAGGAAAUGGAGGCCAAGUCUCGAGCCUUGGAGGAGGCGCAGAAGCAGCUGGAGGAGGUCCGCGCCAACCGGCACAGGGUUGACCAGGAUGUUGUGGCUGCGCAGAGGAAACUUCGGCAAGCGAGCACCAACGUCAAACACUGGAACGUCCAGAUGAACAGACUGAUGCGACCAAUCGGACCAGGCGAGAAGAGACCAUCGUUAGGAAGCUCUUUCUCAAGCUUCCAGAUCCCGACGCAGAGAGAUCCCGGGCUGCGUCUCAGGAGAUCAGGAUCAGAGGAUCAGGAUGAGGAGAGCAAAGAAAAUGUUGACAACAGAGCUGGACGUGAUUUAGAGAAACGCCACUCCCAUGCCUCUAAUGGAGACAUGGACAUACCUUAAACACAUGAAUCAGAGGCUGUGCAGGUCAUGUCUGGUCAAACUGUGAGGUUUUCCGACAGGAAGGUCAAGGGACGACUGUCUAACAUGUGAACAAAAGACUGGUACAUCUACACUUAAAACUGAAUUUACAGUAGCAGUGACUUGACUGCCAUUUUCUCUAAAUGUUGAAUUUACUGACCUCAUUUCACGAGACAGCAACAGCUUAAAACAUUUAAGUGAGAGGUUGCGUUUGCAGUAUUCACUGCUCAACUAACGCUUUGACUGCAAACUGUGUGAGGCCUGCUCUGGACGUAAACCAUACCUCAGUGCAAAGAAAAAGAGCUGUAAGUUGAGCUGAAGGUACAAGGUUAGUUGAUGUUUAAAGAGUAAUACUUACAUACAUAAUGGAAGCUCACUUGUUUAGCAUUGUAAUAUAGAGAGAUAACAAUUUUUCAAUUUUACAAAUUUUUUAGGGUUGUGGGGUGUGGCUUGACUUUUUGAUGUGAAAAGUUGGUUCAGUAUUAGAGUUUACUGCAAUUUCAGUCAACGACUAUCACCCCCCAUAAACAGGAAAGAGAAAGAGGGGGAGGGGGGAAGAGACUGUUGUUGAACUUCCUGUUUCUUCUGUCAUUUAACAUAAUUGUAAAUAAA